Messenger RNA from Lodderomyces theae, 1521 nucleotides. RefSeq names its product SF3a splicing factor complex subunit. Gene Ontology annotation, biological process: mRNA splicing, via spliceosome. Lineage: Eukaryota; Fungi; Ascomycota; Pichiomycetes; Serinales; Debaryomycetaceae. Bases 1 to 1521 code for a protein of 506 amino acids. The record is from RefSeq and is a predicted model, not a curated record. The transcript has a single exon. Gene Ontology annotation, cellular component: spliceosomal complex. Gene Ontology annotation, molecular function: RNA binding; zinc ion binding.
AUGAGCAGUACCUUAGAGUCACAGCGAUUGGCUUUGGAGAACCUUGAUGCCAUUGAAGAUGCUCUAACACAAAGGUUUUUGAGAAAUCCCAAUCUUCUUCCCAAAUCAUUACGAAGAAAAUACGACAAUAUCCCACCACUCGGGAAAAAUAGAGCAUACACUAAACGGUUGUUUCGUCUUCAACAACACGAGUUGAGGCACCUCCUGCAAGAAUAUGAUAGCAAGUUGAAACAAGUGUUAUCCUCUGUGCAAAAUGAUGCAGCAGCCAUUCACCAGGAGCUACAGAGUAUUGAGGAAGACGGCACAUUUGAAAAGUUUGAGCAGUUGAUUGCACCACUUUUGAAAGAUACAAACGAAGGACCGGUGGUUAGAGGAGUACAACAGCAGUACGCAUUGUUUGGUAGUGCUGACCCUAAAACAGUGAAGGUGAAGCUAAAGAAAAGGAAAGGUCAGGAAGUGGUAAUGGCGAAAAGGCUGGAUUUGCUAAGUAAUGCCGCUUCGCAUAUACAGAACAUCGAAUUGGAUGACGUUCUUGAUCUAAAGCAGUUUCACCAGUUCUAUAACGAAAACUUCACAUCUAGCGAGAUCCCAUACGUCCAAUAUUUGUACUCUUUUAACAAGUUCCCCUACGAGAAAUCGAACAAGGAAGUUUAUCGCCUGUACUUGAAGUCGCUAUACAAUUAUUUGAAACAAAAAUACAUAGUGUUGUAUCCAUUAUCAGAUAUUGUGACCAUUUUGAAAGAGGUUGAAAGUACUGUUGAGAACAAAGCUUCACAAAACCAGAAUGGUUUGGGGUCUGAACUAUACUGUGCCGUCUGUGACAAACAUUUUGCGACUACAACCGUCUACAAAGCUCAUCUAGAGAGUAAAAAGCAUCUCAAGAAAGUCAAGAAAGUAGGUGAGACGUUUCAAAAUGAAGAAAAUAAGCCCAAUGCAUGGUACGAACGAUCAAUACAGAUAUUGGCCACGCAUCUAGACGAAGCAAUUCACCAAACGGAAAAAUAUUUGGUACUGUCAGAAAGAGCAAGAUUCAAUGAGGAACAAGAUCAAAUCGACAUUGAAAAUGAGUAUACAGAGAUUGAAAAUAGCGGAGACUCUGAUUCCAACGGAGAGUCAAGCUCCGACUCGGAAAAUGAUGAUGAUUUAUUCAAAAACUUGCCGUUGGGAAGUGAUGGUACCCCUAUCCCAUACUGGCUUUACAAACUACAAGGUUUGCAUAAAACGUAUCGGUGUGAGAUAUGUGGAAAUGUUGGUUACAAGGGCAAACAAGCAUUUGAACGACACUUCAAUAGCGCCAAGCAUCAAAAGGGUUUGCAAUUAUUGGGGAUAGCUGAGGAUCAGUAUCAGCUUUUCAAAAACAUUCUGCUGAUUGACGAGGCACAGAACUUGAUGGAUAGGUUAAAGAAGGAGGCAAGGUUGAAACAAAGUGAAUUACAUGAUGCAAUCGAAGUUGAAGACAAGCAAGGUAAUGUGAUGAGUUAUAUAGAUUACUUAGAUUUGAAGAAACAAGGAUUGAAGUAA